Molecule: messenger RNA, 1012 nt
Organism: Labeo rohita (rohu)
Lineage: Eukaryota; Metazoa; Chordata; Actinopteri; Cypriniformes; Cyprinidae
Product: ribonuclease inhibitor-like
Exons: 4
Coding region: 11-580 (189 amino acids)
Molecular function (GO): protein binding
Source: RefSeq, a predicted model, not a curated record
CAACUGUUAUAUGACAGAUGAAGGUUGUUCUGCUGUGACUUCAGCUCUGAAAUCAAACCCAUCACACCUGAGAGAACUGAACCUGAGCAGGAAUAAACUAGGAGACUCCGGAGUGAAAAACCUCAGUGAUCUACUGAUGAACACACAAUGCAAGCUGGAGAAACUACAUCUGUGUAGAUGCAGUAUUACAGAGAAACAGUGUCUCAUCCUGACUUCAGCUCUGAAAUCAAACCCAUCACACCUGAGAGAACUGAACCUCAGUGGGAAUAAAAUAAAAAACACAGGAGUGAAUCACUUAUGUGACGUACUGAAGGAUUCACACUGUAAACUGGAGAGAUUGAGUCUUUAUGACUGUGGAAUUACAGAUGUUUCUUCUUUAACUCAGUCUUUGACAAACACAAAAGCACUGCAGUUUCUAAAAGAGCUUGAUCUGAGUUUUAAUGUGAUUGGAGACUCAAAGCAGCAGCUCAUUGAUGUGCUACAAGACUCAAACUGUGAACUGAUUGUAAAUAGACAUCCAUCACUAAACGUCCCUGAUAAAGUUGCAAGAAAUACCUGGAGUUCAAACACCAAAAGAUGAUAAAUGCUGUAUAAUUUGAAGUGGUCUUGAGAGGAGCAGUAAACAUCAGGUGAGGAUCCACAGAAGAGCUUCACUACUGUGUCUAUGAGGAGAAAGAAAUGUGUGAUAAAUGUGUGAAUGUGAUCCAUACAGGUAAAAAGACUCAGACUUUACAAUGAAAUAAUGCAGCGUGUGUGUUAGAAACAUGUGAUAUUGAAUGAUUAAUGUUGCUUCGGUAUUGAAGUGAUCAUUUCGUAUUACUUAAAGCUGAAAUAGAGGAGAAAAAAGCUCAGAUGAGUCUGUCUGGCUCUUCAGUUUAAUAAUAUUUGUAUUUAACUCAUCCAUAAUGAUUCAGAUGUUUCUAAUCAUAAAUGUGAUUGUCAAGUGCGGCACUGAAAUGUAUCAAAAGAUAUAAAACAAUGUAAAAUUUCCAUAAUAUUAAAAAUAUUUAUC